CUGGAACUCUGGAGUUAUGAGACUCCGCCCCUGCGCCCUGUGAUCUCGGUCUGGGUCUCACCCAGCUAUGGUGCGCGUUGCUCUGCUGUGUGCGCUCUGGGGCUGCCUGCUGACAGCGGUCCAUCUAGAACCAGCUACUGUAUGUCAAGAAAAUCAGUAUUCCUUCAAUGGCCGGUGCUGUGAUUUGUGCCAGCCAGGAAAGAAGCUGUUGAGUGAGUGCACAGAGCACACCAGAACACAAUGCCUUCCUUGCAGCCAAGGCGAAUUCCUAGACACCUGGAACAAGGAGACAUACUGUCACCAGCACAGAUACUGCGAACCCAAUCAAGGGCUCCAGGUCUGGAGGGAAGGCACCUCAGAGACAGAUACCACCUGUGUCUGUCAGGAAGGCCAGUACUGUAUCAGCAGUGACUGUGACAGCUGUGCUCUACACACCGAGUGUGGCCUGGGCUUUGGAGUCAAGCAGAUGGGCACAGGGAAGAAUGAUACCGUUUGUGAGCCCUGUCCAGUUGGUUUCUUCUCCAAUGUGUCAUCUGCUGUUAAAAAGUGUCAGUCUUGGACAAGCUGUGAGGCCAACAACCUGGUGGUGCUCCAGGAAGGAACGAGGCAGACUGAUGCCGUCUGUGGUGUUCAUUCCCGGAUGCGAGGUCUGCUGGUGAUCCCCAUCGUGAUGGGAGCCUUCAUCACCAUCCUCUUGGUGUUUGUCUCUAUCAGAAAGGUGGCCAAGAAGCCAAAGGACAAGGACUUCCUGCCCAAGCGGCAGGAUCCCACGGAGGUGGAGGAUGUUCCUGGCCAAAACCCUGCUACUCCGGUGCAGGAGACCUUGCAUGGGUGUCAGCCUGUCACCCAGGAGGAUGGUAAAGAGAGCCGUAUCUCAGUGCAAGAGAAACAGUGAUGUAGUAGUGUGAGCUGGAGGCACCUGGUCGCAGAGCCUGGAACAGCUGUGAUGGUGACAUGAUGGAGGUUGUCUGGCAUGAAUGACCGCUGAGGUUUUAGCUUUGAGAGGAGCCAUAGCAAAGAUGCUGAACACAGUUCACCCUUGAGAACUCUCACACCUGCCCUACCGCCAUUCCAUCUCCCCACUUGCUUCUGAAGGUGGAGGAAAAAUUUUGGUGUGUGGGGUCCACAGCAAUACCACCAGAACCCAGCAAUGCAAGACCUCAGGGCUGUAUCGCAGUGGCUUCCACAUGCCCUAGAAGACAUAGAUGCAGGGGUCCAUUGCUGCAUGUGGAAGGCAUGUGACUGCCCAUCAGCAGGGAACCAGUAAAAUAAAAUUAUAUUUAUACAA
Molecule: messenger RNA, 1288 nt
Organism: Nannospalax galili (Upper Galilee mountains blind mole rat)
Lineage: Eukaryota; Metazoa; Chordata; Mammalia; Rodentia; Spalacidae
Gene: Cd40
Product: CD40 molecule
Exons: 9
Coding region: 68-895 (275 amino acids)
Biological process (GO): positive regulation of interleukin-12 production; inflammatory response; positive regulation of endothelial cell apoptotic process
Cellular component (GO): CD40 receptor complex; external side of plasma membrane
Molecular function (GO): protein binding; signaling receptor activity; antigen binding
Source: RefSeq, a predicted model, not a curated record